CCCAGCCCAUCUCACACCUCCCCUCCAGUCAUCUGUCCCCUGGAUGAACUCACUAUGAAUAAUCUCAAGGCAACACACACACACUCUCUCCGAACAGCACACACACUCCGUGGCGCUCACCAGACCAGCCAGCAGCUUUGCUUCAUGGCGGCGAGUCUCACCGGAGACCGGAUCCAACCAGGCUGUGAUCUAACCGGACGGGCGCGAUCUGCAGAGGGAUUCACCAUGCUUUGGAAGAGAGCGCUCUCAGUGGUCCUGCUAUCUGUGGCUGUGGGGAUCUACCUCCUCCCCUCACCUAUAGACCCUCAGCCUUACGUAUUCAAAGGACCCCCUCCACUCCUGGAGGGCCCACUGGCUGUCAACACCAGACUACAGAACGGACGCAGACUGUUCACUGGACAACUACAUGGACCAGAAUCCUUCACUGCCGACCAGGAGGGUAACGUGUACACAGGGACGGUGGAUGGGAAGCUGUGGAGGAUCCAGCAGGAGACUCUAACCCUCAUCACCCACAUGGGACAGGACUUACAGGAGUGUGGUAGCAGCACAGACUAUGAGCCAGUCUGUGGUCGUCCUCAUGGCGUGCGGUUGGACAGCGGUGGUCAGCUGAUCGUAGCGGACUCCUACUUUGGACUGUUUUCUGUUGACCCCCAGACUGGACACAAGACCCUGCUACUAGACAGCAAGACAGGAGCUGACGGGGUUCCGUUUGCAUUCCUGAACGGGUUGGAGAUCUCCUCUCAGACUGGAACCAUUUACUUUACUGACUCCUCCUCUCGCUGGGGACGACGACACGUCAAGCUUGAGGUGAUAGAGACCAACGCUCUGGGUCGUCUCCUGACCUUUGACCCUGUGUCAGGGCAUGUGCGUGUCCUGCUGGAUGGUCUCUACAUGCCCAACGGCAUCGCCCUGUCACCUGACGAGAGCUUCCUGCUGCUGGCCGAGACCAGCAUCGGAUGCAUCCUCAGGUACUGGCUGAAAGGCCCCAAGGCUGGCACCAAGGAGGUCAUCAUGAGCAAUAUGCCCGGUUACCCUGACAACAUCCGUCUUAGCGACCGUGGAACCUUCCUGGUUGGCAUAACGACCACACGCUUCAGGAAGCUCAUGCCUCCAUUCCUGGACCUGAUUGGUCCGUACCCAGCGGUCAAACGCUUUCUGGCUAAG
Molecule: messenger RNA, 1164 nt
Organism: Coregonus clupeaformis (lake whitefish)
Lineage: Eukaryota; Metazoa; Chordata; Actinopteri; Salmoniformes; Salmonidae
Product: adipocyte plasma membrane-associated protein
Biological process (GO): biosynthetic process
Molecular function (GO): strictosidine synthase activity
Source: RefSeq, a predicted model, not a curated record